UCUGUCGUCUGGAUCCCACCCCUCUAUCUGCAGGACCCCGGACCGUAAUGAUCCUACAACAGCCCCUAGAGCGUGGCCCUCCAAGUCGGGAUCCACGGAUCACCACUGGGGUGACUCGCGGCCUGGACGCCAGGGACCCCUUGCACAAGCAGUUUCUGUCUGAGGAGAACAUGGCCACCCACUUCUCCCGACUCAGCCUACAUAAUGACCACCCCUACUGCAGUCCCCCUGUGACUUUUCCCCAAGCCCUGCCACCACUCAGGAGCCCUUGUCCAGAGCUGCUUCUCUGGCGCUAUCCUGGGAGCCUGAUCCCUGAGGCCCUCAGGCUGCUGAGGCUGGGGGAUACCCCCAGUCCCUACUACCCUGCAUCCCCAGCUGGGGACAUCAUGGAGCUCUGAGUGCUGAUGAUGACCAGUGACCCUCCUCACCUUAUUCCUGACAACAAAGACCAGCAACCCCCAGAAAAGGAUGAGGUCCUUCCCCAGUAACAGGACAGAUGAUACCGAGCUCAGUGAUACCCUGAGUGGGAGGGGCAUCAGCUUGGAAAGGGGAAAGUAUCACCCCAUUAGUGAAUAAAGAUUUCUGAGCAGUU
Messenger RNA from Mesocricetus auratus (golden hamster), 592 nucleotides. It is a transcript of the gene Hcfc1r1, whose product is annotated as host cell factor C1 regulator 1. Lineage: Eukaryota; Metazoa; Chordata; Mammalia; Rodentia; Cricetidae. Bases 48 to 398 code for a protein of 116 amino acids. The record is from RefSeq and is a predicted model, not a curated record. The transcript has 3 exons.